UAGGCGGACGAAUACACAAUCUGGGACUGUGUACGGCAGAGCUCAGUGGCCAUUUUGUGGUGAUGUCGCUGUUGAGAAAUCCCGUGAAGAUGCUGAAAUCAACGAACAUGGUUACAACACUGAUUGUUUCUCCCUCCGUCUCCUCUCUUCUUGCAUCAUGGCAGCUGUCAACCGACGGGACAUUAGCAAAGCGGGGUACCGAGCUGUGCUCAGAGUUAAAACGACAUUGAUAUGAAAGAGGAGGGUGUCUGUACACAGUCUCUGUGGAGACAUGAAACACCGUGAGUUUUUUUUCCUCCAGUCUGAACAUCUUCCAGCAUCUGUCACAACACCGCGUCUCAUUGACUGGUUGAGUUAAUGCACUCUUGUACUGGACUGAGAAGUCAAGCAGAUUCGCUUUCCAAUGGCCUCUGUGAGCCUUGUUUCCAGUCCCCCAGUCCCCGUUCUUGACAAAAACAUGACAGACUCUGAGCUGGCAGAGGACGAAAGGGAGGAUGGAGAGUUGGAAGAUGGAGAAAUAGACGAUGAAGGGAUCGGGAUUGAGGAGGAAAACAAAGAGGCAACAGAGGUGAAUGAAGACAAAGAGAAGGACAAAGAGAAAGAACGGGACAAAGCAAAAGAAAAAGAUGAAAAGUCAUAUAGACACUCGAGGAAAAGAUACAAGAAGACCAAAGAGAAGAGGAGGUACAAGAGGAGGAGACGGGACAGACAGAAACGCCACUCAUCUUCAAGCAGCUCCAGUGACAGCUAUGAUUCAGACUAUGACCGACCAGAGAGGACCAAAAGCAGGCAAAGUCAUGGACCUGACCAGCAUGCACGGGAUCUGAAAGGAUCGCGUGGCAACUCGCACAGAUCUCCACCUCACAAGAGCAGUGAUUUUGACAAAUACAGCGAUUACAGCGACGACAACUAUGACUACGAAGAUGAAGAGGAUCAUUAUGACGAUGACAUGUCCGAAUACACGCAGUCUAAAGAUUCAACAUCCAGUCUUGGAAGGGGACGCCAUGGAAGAGAGCAGAUGGGGAAGAGAGGUGGCAUGAGGGGCAUGAAACAACCACAAUUUGGGCAGAGAGGAAGAGGAAGAGGGAGCGGACCUGGGAGAGGACGAGGGAUUCUCAACAAAAACAAGAAGCUGAAGGGAGGAAAACCUUGGGUGGGUCGUGGAGGACGAGGCCGAGGAGGAGACCAGGACAUGGAAGAUAUGACUCCAGACGUCAAAAAUUCUGGUUUUCAGAAGAAGCGUCUGAUUAUGAGCAAGGAGUUUAUCAGUCAGCACACAGUGGAACACAAUGGAAGAUACAUUUGCAAGUAUUUCCUGGAGGGUCGAUGCAUUAAGGGGGAGCAGUGCAAGUUUGAGCACGAGCUUGUCAUACCAGAUAAGAAGAAGGAACUUUGCAAGUUCUACCUCCAGGGCUACUGCAGUAAAGGAGACCAUUGCAUUUACAUGCACAGUGAAUAUCCUUGCAAGUUCUUCCACACUGGAGCCAAGUGCUAUCAAGGCGACAACUGUAAAUUUUCCCAUGAUGCUCUGACAGAUGUGACAAAAGAGUUGCUUGAUAAGAUCAUUAAUACUGAAGACGAAAACGCCCGUGAGGAUGAGUUGGAGCUGGAGGACCUGAGAAAACAAGGCAUUUCCCCACUUCCCAAGCCUCCCCCAGGUGUGGGCUUGCUACCCACGCCUGGUCAAAGUAGUCCAGAUGGAACCUCUUGUCAGGCAGGGAAGAAGAUCCCCUCCCUCUUUGAAAUCAAGGUUCAACCUACAGUUGACUUGGCGCACAAGAUCGGUUUGAAUGAGUCCAACUACUCCCAGGAUCCAAGUGAAGGCAAUGGCGUAUCAGAGGAAACACAAAGUGGUGUUGUGGUUUCGUCUGGAUCCGAUGCUCCCUCGGGGUACCCAGCAGGACCAGCCAUGAGUGCCCAGAACCCUCCUGGAGAGCAACCACCCCAUGGAUACCCAGUGCAGCCGCCAGUAUUUCAUGGAAACAUCAUCAACCCUCAGAUGAACGUGCAGAGCCCUCCUUUCCCCGCAGGACCGGAUCUACAAAUGCUGCAGAGCCUUUUGGCUUUUCCAUCGUUGGGUCAGAACCCUCUAGAACUGCUCAGUAACUUGCUCCAAAACCAGCCCUCAGGCCAUCAAGAUCCUGGCAUGACCAUGAUCCAGAACCUCCAACAGCAGAUAGGUGCAGAUGUUCAGCUGCAGUCUUUGCCUCCAGCAGUGCAGAAAGCCAUCAUUCUACACUUGACACAGCAACAACAAGAAUCAAAGCCACAGGUGAAUGAUCCACAGCGAGCUGAGAGUCAAGAAGAAAAGAACAGAGACGACACAACAAACUGGUACUCGAGUGACGACGAGGACGGGAGCAGUGUCUCCUCCAUCCUAAAAUGUCUAAAGAGGCACAGUGAGAUGCAGCAGUCUAAGACCACAACAUCUGCCCAUGCAGCACCCUUGGGGGACCCUCGGCUUGUUAAGGAAAAAACUCAGCCAAGUGACCCGCGUGUGAAAGCGGACCCACGGCAGCGACCCCCCGAUAUGAAAAAUCAGUGUGAUGCCGCUUUGGAUCCACGACUCUCCAGGGACCCUAGGAAAUUGAGACCCAUGGAGUCAAGCUCCUUCCGCCAGCAGAACCACCCUGUUCCCCAAAAGCAGCCCACUGGAGACGAAGACGAGGAAGGGGAGAGGGAACUCAGGGACAGAGCGGCCAUCAUACCAUUGGAGGCCAGUCCGGGAGUGGUGCUGCGUGACCCACGGUGCCAGCUGAAGCAGUUCAGCCACAUUCGGGUGGACAUUCUGCUUCAGCGCCCUGCCUACGCGCAAACUGUGGUGUGGGCCCCUGAGGACCUCAUCCCAUGUUUGAUACCCAAACAGGAGCACUCCAUCAAUCUACCCCUGCCACCGCUGAUCGCUGAUGCUCAGAUGAACAGAACAAAUCUGCCAGAGCAUCCGCCCGCCUCCAGCCCGCCGCCCACCGACCCCAGACUGGCAGCCGCUCGUUUGAAGGAGCGUGUAGGUCGACUGCCAUCUGGGCCUUCCACAGAGAGACCAGUAGAUCCACGUCAACAAAAGAAUCUAGACCCCAGACUCAAGCGUACAGGAAGUCUGGACAGCAAGCUGAUGGGUCAGAAGGAGGCCUCGGCAGGUGCAGGUGUUGUGGACCCCAGGUUGCAGAAGGCCAGUGCUGGCUCCUCCCUGUCUGAGAGGCUGCCACCUUAUGCACCUCGACUGGCUUCUUCUGGGGGUGUCCUGGAAAGCCCCACUACAAUUCUGGGUGGCAUCAGUCUGUACGACCCCCGUAGUCAAACAGAGCCUGUCCAGAAGGAUCAGGUAGACCCUCCUAAGAAAGCAGGCAUUUUGAAAAAUCCAGUUAAGAAUGACACUCCUUCACUGCAACCUAUUUCCUCAAGUCAACGCCGCAGCUCUUUGGAAGAGACAAAAAACACAGACUCAGCAUCUGAUCAGUCCCCGCAUGCCAGUCCACCCCCGGUUCCAUUGGACUCGGCUGUCACACCCCCUGCAGUGCAUAACCUGCCCGUCCAGGCUCUGGCGGGGCUGAUCCGACCCCAAUAUACUGACCCUAGGCAGGCCAAAUUAGCAGGACUGGGCUCUGCGGGGGCACAAGAGGAGGUAGCAGAGAAGGAGGAGAAAGAAGUACUUACACACAAUCAAGAGGAUGAGGAGGUCGAAGACCGGACUCUCAAAGACGUCUUCAAGACCUUUGACCCCACAGCUUCUCCUUUCUGUCAGUAAACUCAGUAGAAUUUUUGUAUCGAUGAGACAUGUCAGUCAUAAUUAAGCUAUAUAAAUACAUCUAUUUGUGUACAUUCACAUGAACUGAGAAGCUCACACAAGAUUUCAAAGUGAUCAUGUUACACAGAUGGUUCGAGAGUGAGCAUGUUUAUUUUAAACAUUAAAAAAGGCUAACUACUUGGAAUAAGCCGCAUUUUAAAAUGGGGUUAACUCAGCCUUUCUAUCAAGUAGAGUAGAUUUAACAUUUUUUACUUUCAUGUUUUGUCAACUUCUUUACUACAAAGUCCUGAUGCUUCUGUUACCUUGGAUAUUUGUCGUUUUAAUUCCUGUUCUGCCAAAUGACAGAGAAACACGAUUUCAUCUGAUUGUGCAAAAUAAUUGUGCUUUUUUAAAAUGUCUGCUUACAAUGUGAGAACAUCCUUUUACUACAUGUAGUGUCUCAUUUUAAAAUGUGUACAUUAUUGAUUCUUCUAUUGAAUAGGGUCUACAUGACGUGGGGGGAUAUUUUCUAGCUUGUAAGUAGCACUAUGAAUAUGAAUAACACGUGCAUUGAUUUUUUUUUCUCAUGUUUUCACUUUCAUACUUUCUGCCUGAAAAUAAUUUUGAGCGAUUGCAAGAGUGAUGUGUGAGUAACUGAUACUUAAGCCAUAGGUACUUUAUGAUGGACGUUUUGUUUUCAUGACUUAUACAUCUAAAUGCAUUUUUUAAAGUACAUGUAGUAUGUUGUUUUGAAGUGUGUUCGUGGAUAUUUCUGUGCAUUUCAACAUUUUUUAAAUAUACUGUACAUAUCACAAUAGAUAAUAAAUGUUAAACCACAAUCCUACAUAACAUAUC
Messenger RNA from Dunckerocampus dactyliophorus (ringed pipefish), 4579 nucleotides. RefSeq names its product zinc finger CCCH domain-containing protein 6. The transcript has 12 exons. Bases 404 to 3745 code for a protein of 1113 amino acids. The record is from RefSeq and is a predicted model, not a curated record. Lineage: Eukaryota; Metazoa; Chordata; Actinopteri; Syngnathiformes; Syngnathidae. Gene Ontology annotation, biological process: negative regulation of DNA-templated transcription. Gene Ontology annotation, cellular component: nucleus. Gene Ontology annotation, molecular function: RNA binding; metal ion binding.